Messenger RNA from Eurytemora carolleeae, 2346 nucleotides. RefSeq names its product flap endonuclease GEN homolog 1 (gene Gen). NCBI's taxonomy places the organism in Eukaryota, Metazoa, Arthropoda, Copepoda, Calanoida, Temoridae. The record is from RefSeq and is a predicted model, not a curated record. The coding region runs from base 96 to 2324 and encodes 742 amino acids. Gene Ontology annotation, molecular function: 5'-flap endonuclease activity; four-way junction DNA binding. The transcript is spliced from 25 exons.
GUUUAUAUAACUUGAGUCUAAAAGUCGUCUUCCAUUUUCCAGAGUUCUCUGUUUUGCAUAUUUUCAGAAUCUAGGAGUAUAACCCGGAACAGGACAUGGGUGUCAAGGAUCUCUGGGUGAUCGCUGGACCUUGUGAAGAAAGGAUUUCUCUUCACGAUCUUCGAGGGCAGACAUUAGCAGUUGAUCUAGCAGGCUGGGUUGUUCAGAACCAGACCGUUCCGGGAUUAAGUUACAGGGUGGCUAGACCUCAUCUCAGAAAUCUGAUAUUCCGAACCUCUUCAUUAAUCAGUUUGGAUAUUCUCCCUGUCUUUGUACUGGACGGAGAACCUCCUAAAGUUAAGUCUGCCACUGUCGCUUCAAGGAACAGAUUGAAUUGGGGCCCAUCAUCCCGUCCUGCCGCACCCCCUUCCCUUGAACAGAGUCCUAAAGUUCAAAAGCGAAGACAAUUUAGUGGGGUGUUGAAGGAGUGCGGAGAACUUCUUAAAUCUCUCGGAGUUCCUGUUCUAACAGCUCCUGGAGAAGCGGAAGCGUUCUGUGCUGCUCUGAACAGAGCUGGAUUAGUAGAUGGGGUUAUAUCUGAUGAUUCUGAUACUCUCUGCUACGGAGCCAGAACUGUUUACAGAAACUUCUCAACGGAUCCUAAGAACUUCUCUGUAUCUAAAUAUAGUUCUAAGAGAUUAAAAUAUGAGCAAGGUUUGAGUCGCGAGCGUAUAGUGAUCAUGGCUUUGAUCCUUGGCUGUGAUUACGUUCCAGGAGGAGUAAAUGGGGUUGGAAAAGACAAUUUGUUUAAAUUAUUUCAACACUGGGGAUCCCCAUUCAAAGGAGAGCUUAAAAAGGUUUUGGAUUGGGAUGAUGAGGAUUAUAUCGAGAUUAAGAAACAGACACAUUGUGGAACUUGUGGACACCCAGGAACUGUUGGUCAGCAUAGAAAAGGGGGAUGUGGAGUGUGUCCUCAUUCCUCCUCUCAUGGAUGUAUAAGUGGUAUACCAUGUCCUUGUGAUUAUCAUUCCCCAGAAACCCAGAGAAAUAUAACAGAAUCUAGUAUUAGACGGAAAGCUGUGGAAAGUGAAGGUUGGCCUCGUCUAGAGGUUGUUGAAGAGUUCUAUAAACUAGACGCGGAGGACAUUCAUCAUUCAUUCAUCUGGAGGUGUCCAGAUCCUGCAGGUUUCAUUAAGAUCUGUGAAACACGGUUAGACUGGGAGAGAGAAUACUCUUUAGAUAAAGUACAAGAUAUUGUUACUAGAUGGCAGGUUCGGCAUCCUGGAGAUUUAAGCAUUGUCAUCCCUUGUAGUGUAAUAAAGACCCGGAUCCAGGGUGGGCAGAAUAUGUUGGAGGUGGAGUGGAAUAGUUCAAAUCCUACUCUACCUUCCUCUUUUACUUCAUGUGUUCCUACUUCAGAUUUUGAAACUGCAUUCCCUGAACUUCUAAACCAGUUUAUUGAAAUCAGGGAGAACAAAAAGAAGAAAAAAAAUCCAAAGAAAAAUAAAGAAAAUAAUGACCCAACUGCAGCAAAGACGAAGAAGGUCGUGGGUGCAAAAACUACGAAAGGAAUUCAGCCUACAAUUACAAAAUUCUUGUCGAGCGGAGGAGGCGUUAAAUUCGCAACAAAUACUCUGUCAGUAGAGCCUAGCACGUGUUCUACUUUAUCAAACACGUGUUCUGCCGCAGCUAAGACGGAAAUAAGUCUAAAACCAAAGAAUGCACAGUUUCGAAAGAUCAAUAAGGUUGUUGUUGGAAGCUGUCUUGUUGAGGCUGCUGUGCCGAAGGUUAAAGGAUCUGAUGUAUUCAGCGUGGAGGAUAGCCUCUUACAGGAGAUGGAGUCCAUGAGUAUCAGCAACACUGAGUAUUCAUGGCUGGGUCAGAAAUCUAGAAAGCACGAUGAAACUAAUUUAGGAGAUUACUUAGAGGAAACCUAUAAUUCUGAGAUGUCUGGUAUUCUAGAUGAAAUUAUGGGAAACAGUCAACCUACUCCAGGUAACAGUGAGAAGCCCUUCAGCGUGUAUAGAGGGAACAAUAUAGAUCUAAACAAUUCAUCUUCAUCAUACUUCAAUCAACAAAUGACGUCAACCCCGGAGCUGCGGGGUAGAAUAUCAAGAAACAAUUUCCCCUUGAAACUUGAACCUAAAUUCUUGAAAUCUACCCCGGAAACAUCUAGAGAUCCUUCCCCUGAUAAUUCUCCUGAUAAUUCUCCUGUCAGGUGUGCAGGGGAUAAAUGGAAGGCUGAGCAGAGUGGUGUAGGAGAAGAUACAUUUGACAAGUUUGAUGAAGAUGCCUCGAAGUGCACUCCACUACUGGAAAGAGUAAAGAAGAGAAUGGGAAAAUAAAUUAUGGAAUACUUACAGAAAA